UCGCAUCGACGUGCUUUGACACUCUCUUCGGCAUGAAAGUUGCGCUCGACUUGUUUCCACGUUGUCCACUACCAGAAUCGGGGGAGCUGUCCUGAGCCGAUCGACGUCGCAUACACCGUUCAUGCCCCUGCUCACCGCUGGGCGUCACCUGCGCGCACUCAACUUUGCGAGAUUCAAAAAAGCACCACUAGCAUUGCAGCCGUCGUACAACGCAAGGCUGAGAGCGCACUCUAAUCUUCCCCAUCUUUUCACCGCGCAUAACACAAGACCAUUGCCAAGCAUGAGUGGCAGUGAUGACUCGAGCAAGCCUAGUUCCACUGUUGGCAGACUGGCAGCGAUCGGUCGACAGCUGCUACCCAGCUCUGCGCUGUCCACCUCUAGCUCGUCCAAAAGUAGCGACGGCGACAAGUCGGCGGCCAGUCCAGUAGAGCGACGAGGUACGCUCAGGCUAGGCUCCAGUGUCGAGCUGCCAGUGUUCGCACCUCACGAUGAGACCAGACUGCCAGACCCACGUCUGCUGUUGGACUUACACGACCCCGUCGUCAGGGAUCAUCUCGAGUGGCUGGGAAGAAAGUACAGCCUCAAGCAAGACGCCUUCCUCAUCUCUCCGCCUGGUCCCUUUGCACGGCGACUGGCACUCACCUUCGCCGCGCUGCUCCAACUACCAGUGGAGCACGUGUCGCUGCACCGGGACGUGGGCGAGUCGGAACUGAUCCAGACUCGCAACUUGGCUGGAGGGACCACACUGACGUACCAAGAUGGACCUGUGGUGAGGGCCAUGAAGAGAGGCAGCAUCCUCAUACUGGAAGGAGUGGAGCGCGCUGAGCGUGCCAGCAUGCCGCUGCUCAACAAUCUCAUCGAGAACCGCGAGAUGGGACUGGCUGACGGCACUCACUUGGUGCCGAGGAGCACCCUGGAAAAGGCCAAAGCGGCUGGUGAAAAUCAGACAUUCAUCCCAGUUAGCGACGCGUUCUUCGUCAUCGCCAUCGGUCUGCCGGUCCCGCCUUACAAGGGUUUGCCAUUGGAUCCACCUUUCCGAUCGCGCUUCCAAGGUCGAUGGGUCGAGGGGGUCGUCCCUUCCACACUGUCCAAUGUCCUUUCGCCCGACAAGCAAGCCAAGGAGUUGAGCGAUGCGCUCACCCAGCGCUUCUUCGAGUGGGCUUCCCUUGUGCGACUGCACGGCACUGCCGCCACUGCUGACGAGGUGCUGCCACCAGCAGAGCGCCUGCCUAACGUCCCAGCUACCGCUCUGAGCCUCUUGUCGGAUCUCGCAGCGCGCUUCCCGCCAGCAGUACCCCUCCCACCGCUGCCCUCUUUCGAUGAGACGGACGACGGCACUCGGCCCUCAGCACCAAAUUUGCCCACGGCUCCUCCUCGCAAUGGCGCUCUCCAGGUGCACGAGUCAACCAGAGCGCGGGUCGAAGCUCGCGAGAACGAGCAGCUGAAGCAGUAUGCUGAAGAUCAAGCCAAGAACAAGAAAGGAGACGGCUCCAUAGCCCCCAGCACGAGGGCGCUGCUAGGCGCAGGCUACCCCAUGCUCCACACACUCGACCCAACGAGGCGAGAGCUCGCCGCUGAUCUGCUCGCCGCUGUAUCAUUGCACGCUGGUGUCGGUGUUGGAGGCGCAGAAGUGGAGGAAGGCAAGGGUUUGCUGGGGUACCGCGUGACUGGCAUCGUGCGGGCAGCAGACGACGCAGCGGAUGUCACGUUCGAGCAGGAGCAAGGCCGCAAGGUGACUGUACGCGUCCCCGCUGGUCCUCUGCAACUUGCACCGCUACCCUCAGUGAGCAAUGAUAAAGCCGCUCCCAAUGGACUACUUUUCACCCCACGUCUAGCGGGCGUCAUCACGAGCAUGCUUCAGCUGCACGCCGUCGGUCGAGACGUCAUCCUUCUGCCUUCUGCGCUGGCUGCGGACAAAAUCAAGGGAGAGGUGUCUCCUUCGUCAUCAUCGAGCACGUCCACUUCUAUCGGUCUCUUUGCAUCAUUGCUCGGCUAUCCGCAUGAAGGCGUUCAUCUGUAUAAGGAUCUGGGAGGAGGAGAGCUCAUCGCUCGUCGAGCGACCACCAAGGACGGCAGCACUACCUGGGAAGCCGCGCCUCUGCUCCGCGGUGCGCUCUCUGGAACGCUAGUCCAUCUGUCCGGCAUCGACGUCCUGGGCCCCACCCUUGGCGCCUUGGCUCGUCUCACCCAAGACCGAGAAGCCGAGCUCUGGAAUGGCGGUCGUGCAGCGUUACCAGGCGCUCUGACGUCCGUCGAAGGCACCGACAUCGCAGAGAAGCGCCUCACCACGAUCAACCCCUCUUUCCGCGUUAUUGGCACAGCAUCAUCCUCCAAGCCGGAAUGGCUCAACGAAGAAGCCUCCGCUCUCUUCUCUUUCGUCGCGCCUGCCCCGAUGUCUGCAGAAGAGGAGCUGAGCGUCAUCGUCUCUCGCUCUGGAGCCAUGCCGGCGCAACUUGAGCCUCUGCUAGCCUUCACGGCUCGGUACCGUGCUCUGGCAGCCGAUCCUGGGCUGGGCUUGCAGGCCUCUCGCCGACUUGGAACCAGAGCUCUGAUCCGCAUCGCCACUCGCAUCGCCCAGUACCCCUGGACGGACCUGUAUGCCACUUUGGCACGCACGCUACUCAUCGAAUUCCUGCCACGCACCACCGCAGCUCUGGUCCAAAGCGCUCUGUCUCAGACGGAGUUGAGACCCCGUGGAUCUGAAGGUGCUUUCCAAUAUGUUGCUCCAGAGCACUUGUCCGCGCCAGAGAUUAAAAAGGGGGUGCUGUCUUUCCGCAAUAUCAAUGCUCCUGGAGCUCAAGACAACCCGCAAGCUGGCGUGGUAAAUAUCCCACUGUAUGAUGCAGCGAGCAAAGAUCCAGCAGGGCUUUCACUUGUGCCUACCAUGGAGCACUUCUACGACAACCCAGCUCAGUCCGCUCUAUUGCGCGACAUUGGCAUUGACUUGCUCGGGAACGACGUGCUGCUGAUGGGCAAUCAAGGAACAGGAAAGAACAAGCUGAUCGACAGGCUCGCCAUGCUCAUCGGCCGACCAAGAGAGUAUGUACAGCUGCACCGAGAUAGCUCGGUUUCGAGCAUUUUGCAACAGGUGCAGCUUGUGGAUGGUCAGUUGACUUUCUUGGAGAGUCCGCUAGUCAGAGCCAUUCGCACGGGACGACUUUGCGUGAUCGAUGAAGCAGACAAAUGCCCAGCUUCGGUCACUGCGAUUUUCAGAUCUCUGGCCGAGCGUCGUGAGCUUACUCUACCAGACGGAAGGCGCGUACGACCUCAAGGCUCGCUUGGCAGCGACGAAGAUGUCGUUGCACACCCAGACUUCCGUCUUGUGCUGCUUGCCAACCGACCUGGGCAUGGCUUCCAAGGCUCUGACUUCCUCAGCGUCAUCGGGGAAGGCUUUGCGAUGUUCCAAAUUUCCAACCCAUCGCACGAAUCCGAGGUUGCUCUUCUGCAGCAAGUUGGACCUCACGUGGACCCUAAACUGAUCAAACAGCUAGACCUGGCCUGGUGCGAUCUGCGUGAUCACUUUGAUCAAGGUAGCUUGCAUUACCCUCUGUCGAUGCGAGAACUCAUCCACAUCGUCCGCCACCUUGAGCGAUACCCGGGCGAGCAACUGGUCGACGUGCUGCUCAACACGCUCUCAUUCGACCUUCAAAGACCUGAAGUCAUGGAGCUAGUCGCUCGAACACUUGCUAAGCGUGGGCUCAAUGUCAAGGGCCUCAGUCUGGCCGCUAUUCGCCAGAAAGAAGAGGAAAAGCAGAAAGUGGACGCGGGCCGCGUGGAAUUUGACCCUGAAUCUGCUGGCCGUGACACGAACCUCGACAAGCCAAAGGAGGGAAAGACUGAUCCUGACAACAAGGAGCACUCCGGCGGAAACACUUGGCGAGGAGGUACGGGUGGUCGCGACACUGCUGGCUUGGGUGGACGAGGCGGCUACGAACGCCUUUACUCUGGCCAUGAGAUCAAGCAGAUUCCCGAUUCACUCAAGCGGGACGUGCCCGAGCACAUAAAGGAGCAAGCCAGACAAAUGGCAAAGGAGGCCCUGGCAAAGAAGCUUGCAGAGGAGGGGAUGACCGCUCAUGAAGGUGCAACGCUGCAAGCGUACAAGCUAGAACUCGCCCAGCACAUCAACAACCUCGUGCUCACGCUAAAUCAAGUACAGACAGCUGCUAAAGAGAGACAGUGGCUGAAGCGCCAAGAGGAAGGUCAGCUCGACGAGUCCCGUUUGACUGAUGCUUUGACGGGCGACAAAGGAGUGAUGAAGCGAAGAGCCGAACAACCCCCCGACCCCUUUGCGCCGCAGACCAAGCCAAAGCGUAUCCGCAUCCUAGUCGACGUUAGCGCAAGCAUGUACUCCAUGCAGUACGACGGCAGACUGGAUCGCGAGCUCAAGACUGUGCUCAUGGUCAUGGAAGCUUUUGCUAGGACCGAACCGGGCAAGUAUGUCUAUGACAUCUGGGGCCACUCGGGUGAAUCGGACCACAUCCCCCUCGUCAUGGCCGACAAGCCUCCUGCCUCCGCUGGAGAUCGCUGGCGCGUGCUUCGCGACAUGACUAGUAUUACUCAGUACACCAUGAGCGGCGAUUCUACCCUUGAAAGCAUCCGCUGGGGCUGCCGAGAGUUAACCAAAGAAGAAGCGGACGACUACUUUGUCAUUGCACUUUCCGACGCCAAUUUGGGCAGGUACGGCAUCACCACGGAUAUGCUCGCCAAAGCACUCAGAAGCAACGAAAAGGUCAAGGGGAGCGUCAUCUUUUUAGACGGCCGAUCAUCGGAAGGCAAGCAGACAGCAGCACAGCUGCCCGGAUUGGCCUACUCGGUCAUCGAUCUUCGUCAGCUGCCUCAGACUUUUGGAAGCUUGUUGGAAGCUGCUCUGCACCAGUAGUGUCCAUCCUUGGUAUCUCACCGAGCUGCACUCUGUUCACAUUUGCCUUGCCACGCGAUUCUGUUACUAUGCUCCAUUAUUCACCAGAUAGAUUCAAUGAAGCUUUGUGUGUUCUUCAUCAAUCAGGUAUCGAGCAUGAUGGGAGUCGUGCGGAAGGAAACAGUACUGUGUCCGACAAGAAUUCCGUAUAGAGACUGGCAGAAGCGCCAAAAGCUACAAUGUAUGGGCAUAGAGCGGG
Messenger RNA from Ceraceosorus guamensis, 5117 nucleotides. RefSeq lists its product as hypothetical. The record is from RefSeq and is a predicted model, not a curated record. Gene Ontology annotation, cellular component: cytoplasm. Gene Ontology annotation, molecular function: ATP hydrolysis activity; ATP binding. NCBI's taxonomy places the organism in Eukaryota, Fungi, Basidiomycota, Exobasidiomycetes, Ceraceosorales, Ceraceosoraceae. The coding region runs from base 122 to 4879 and encodes 1585 amino acids. The transcript has 11 exons.